UGGCUUUUUCUACAAUUCUAAAUGGAACUAAACGCCCAGGACCGGCCAAUUAACCGCAGGUGGAAUUCUUAUAUGCCGGAUAUCGACAUUAAAAGCUGCCGAUAUGAACAUUUCUGCAGGCUCAUUGGCGAUUUUCCUAACAGCGGUUAUAUCGCAGCGCCGGUUGAUCUUGUACAGGAAACUGCACUGGAACGUUUGUCAAGAGUAUUUUGCGACGUGCGCAAUUCCGUUCGCCACCGACCAUGAUUGGGAAAGGCUGUCUGAUCAUCGUACUGAUCAUCCAGAUGGUGCCGUGGUCAGCCGCGCAACACCAGUCGCCCGGCAUGGACUCGACCUCGCGUUGCUUUGUUUUUCAGAAGAUCACGCUGUCGACCGGAGAGAUCAUCCACGGUUACCGAAACGUUCAGCUGUGUGCGUGCAAGAAAGUCAGGGAGGAGGCGCAAUCGGUGCCGUCCCCCAGGGGAUACAUUCCACACUGUACGAAGAGCGGAGACUGGGCGCCAUUGCAAAAUGAUGGGGUGAGUUACUGGUGCGUGGACGGUAACGGCAAUCAGACCAGCAAAACACACCACAAGAGGAACCUCUCCGAAUUGCCCUGCUAUGUCCCGCCCAAACCAACCAAACCGAGUAACAAGACGAAGCCCGAUCGUGUCCACGUCUGAUCUUAUAUGCCGGUGCCGCAACACUGUACUGCUGCAACUGGAUGCCAGUGCUCAGGAGAAAGAAGUUAAGAAACGGUGUUGCUUCGUCUGCAUCAGACGGCCUCUUACUUAAUUUGACGUCUACAAAGUGUUCUGCAUUUUAUUGUUAAUCAUCUAAUUAAGCAGAUUGUUCUACGCAAUUAAAGGCCAUAUUUUAUUG
Molecule: messenger RNA, 861 nt
Organism: Paramacrobiotus metropolitanus
Lineage: Eukaryota; Metazoa; Tardigrada; Eutardigrada; Parachela; Macrobiotidae
Exons: 2
Coding region: 243-662 (139 amino acids)
Source: RefSeq, a predicted model, not a curated record